Molecule: messenger RNA, 297 nt
Organism: Linum tenue
Lineage: Eukaryota; Viridiplantae; Streptophyta; Magnoliopsida; Malpighiales; Linaceae
Source: the annotation of a GenBank genome assembly
AUGGUACUUGACAGCCUAUCUUCCCCUCAUCGGAUAACAUCAUCGAUUCGUAAAGGUUUCCCCAAGGAAGAGCUUGGCAACUGUUCAACACUCCUGAACAGACACCGAUUCCUGCUAACUGCUCUGACUCUAUUGGCGUUUCUAUGCACCAUCUACCUCUACUUCGCCAUCACAUUAGGUGCCUCCGCUGCCGCAGCAGCAGGAUCGUGUUCUGGGAUGUCCGGGAAAGAAAAGGCGUUGUGCCAUUUAGAGCAUGCCAAGACCUCUGUGACUAUGGGGAAACUGAAAUUCUUCUAA